UGAGCAAAAGUAUACGGACCAGGGACUGCGCGAUAAAAAUAAUUAUCUUCUCUGUCUGUGAAUGCAUCUUGAAAUGAAAGCCUCCAGCCCAAACUUGGCAUUACCAGUGCACUCGUCAGUUUCCGUUUAUGCGUAUUAAUUACGAAGGAAUUCUGUUUUUUCGGCGACCCUGUGGUCCGUAUACUUUUGCUCACGGGUGUACGCUCCUCUCACCUUUUGUAUUGUAUUCGCAGGCGCGUAGCUUGGGCGGGCAGGGGGGUCACAUACCCUUUCUACAUACCAAAUACAUAUCCCUCCCCGCCCUCCACCCUUCCCCUCGAAAUUUCUUUGUACCAAGGUGCCACCUGUACAACAACCUCGCUCCCAUUGCGUGCCCGGUCAACUGGGUGCCUCCCCCGAUAAAAAAAAAAAUCCUGUCUAUACCACUGUGUUUUCGUACCGAUUCUACAACACAUCGACUUGGCUGCAGAUGCUGCGGGUUGCAUCAUCGUAAAUAUGAUCCAUCUGAAAGGAAGCAAAAAUUAAUUUUGCUUAAUUAAAACGUAUCAAUCUGUCAAGGAUGAUCGCCUUGCGUGACAUUUCUACCUGAGAACGUAGAACAUGUCUCCUGGCUCCGUCAAAAACAAUGUUUUAUUUCGUAGUUCACGAAACCAAUAAACUAUUCAAUCAAGUAAUAUAUAACAAAAAUCUUUGUUCGACAUCUUGCAGAUGCUUCAGGCACGUACUAGAGGGCUCUCAAAGCUAGACUUCAAUGUGUCCGUGAUCCUGAGAAGAGUGGCACCAAUACGAAAUGGGAAGUAAUGUGUCUGAUGUAAUGAAAAACAAAUGUCAUAAGCUUACCGGGUGUUUCAGCGACCACUUUCAAUUUUUUUUUAAUUUCUUGCACAAUUCUAGUCCAUGAGCUGGUCUAUACUCGAAGAGGCGGACAUUACUUGCACAGAAAAUUGAAAACCGCAAUAAACAAACCAACAACAUUUCACUAAUUAACUUUUGAACUAACUACCUUAGGGCACAUAAUGCAAUUUACAAAUUAUAACCGGGGAGUUCGCAAAUCAAUACUGCAGCCAUGACCAGCUGAGACGAUCAGCGGUCCAACCAAAACAAGAAGCACUUCACAUCGGUGCCGCGCACGUACACUUCGCGUAGCCCACUGAUAAAUAACAUGUUAGCAUUGCUCGAGGCAAAGCUAACAUGUUUGCAAUGGGAGUAGCUGCAUUUAUCUUUGGCAAGUGCUCCAAGCACAUGAGAGUCCUCGAGAAACCGAAACUAUAGACAUAUCGCGCAGAAGGGUGCUUGGCGUCGGCUACAUUGAUAGCGCCUUCAUGUGCGAUACCGCAGCCUCUAACUUUCUACCCAAGAACUUUGCAAGAAACCCGAUUAGCGAAACGGGAAGUGCACUGACGAGAUAAAGAAGCUGCUGAUACGAGAGAAAAGAAGCAAGAGAGGCUGACACUAUAAAGUUUGGAGUUAAACUCCCAAUGCGCCAGUGUAUCGGCGACCGACUACAAGCGUGGACAGACUCUUCCGUUGCGGCUUUCAAGAAGAAUACUAUGAAAACCUUCGUUGUGGUAUUAUUUAUCGUCGCCCACUUCGGUAACGCCGAAGUCUCCGAUGAAGACGACUGCACAGAAGCCCAGCAAAGAGCUAUGAAUGGCCGGUCCUUGUCGUCACGCCGCUUCAUGUGGUGGCCGUUCGACGCUUGCAAGGAUGGUUUCACACGCGUCACGUGUGAUGGAGACCUCGAGUGCCAUGCUAUCCAUCUACAAUCGACGGGUUUCGAUGUAGCAUCCCGUACACUGUGGACCCACACGAGAGGCACAGACAGUGUGAGCAAAGCGAACGACUUUGUUGACACUGUGCUUCUGCAAAGAAUGCCGACUCUCGUAAGAAGAUAUCCGGACUCCUUUUCUCUCGCUCCCUACUACUUCAAAGUCUACAAGACGAGCUGGACAAACCGUGACUUGAAGGUGUACGUAAACUCGGGCCAGUUCAGGAACUUUGACACGGCCGUGCGUCGCGUUGGCGACUGCGUGCUCGCCAUGGUGGCCGGGAACGUGAGCCUCAGCUGCGAUCUGAGCAUCGGUGGCAUCGUCGCCGAACUCCACACAGCGACAAAAGGAGACGGUCUGCUUGGCAUUGUAAAGUCCGUCCGUGUCGAAGCACUCCAGUACCAGACGACCGGCAAGGUUGAAGUCACUGCUGCUCUGAACCAACCUGGCUUCGUGCGCACUUUCAUCGUGAACAACGCCGGCUUCGAAGUGACGCCCGGACACAAUCUCGACUUGAACUCGGUUCGAAUGAGGAACUUCAAGUCUCGCAUCGCCGCUUAUCUCAUGGAACAGAUGCGCGAGAAGUUUUAUUCCAACUACGAGGCAAUACUGAGGCAUGCUUUCGCUCGCAACAGCUUUUUCUUGUUCUGAUCAAAUUAGACACGCUUGUAUAUAGUUGGAGGGGGGAAUCUGGUGGAGCAGAUGAAAGCAUGUGCUUACCCCUCCCCUGUUUUGCUUAUGUGGACUACGUAGAAACUUUCAAAUAAAAGUAAUCCACGUGUUUUAAAAAAGUGAACAAGGUUCUGUGGUGUGGGGACGCGCAUCGAGCUGGCCGAGAGGCAGGCCUAAGCGGUCAGACGGCGGCGCGGACUCAGGCAGAAAUGAAGCAGAAUAUGACAACGCCAAAAGGAGACGCACGGGCGGGGCCGAACAGCGGCUUUUAUUCCGAUUCUCAACUUGCAUUCUGCAGCACCAGUGAGGCGACAGCACGGGAAUGUCCUGUACAUGGUACACGAUAGUUUCACAACGUAUGCUAAAGUUAGCAGAUAAUUUUUUCGCACCAAUGUUAAACUAAGGAAGCGCUACUGGAUGCCACUACAUGGACGGAAUGUUUUACUUCUGAAUAAAGCUUGUCAGCGUGGACACUACUAAAAUGAAAUGAACCUGUCUGCUUAUAGUAUACACGUACGCCAAAAGAAAAGUCGCCACAUACGUGGCACCCGUUGCCCCGCUCAGACAGGCGUAGAAAUAUUCCAAAGUUCGAAUAUCACUCAAUUAGUGCCUGCUUUUCGACUCGUUUUCGGCUCGAGACUUCACAAUUCCAAGUUGUCGAAAAUUAGUUCCUGUUCUAUAAAGCGAUAACAAUGCCUAUUGGAGCCAGCAGGGAGAAAGCCACAUGCAAGUGAUGAUUUGGCAGACUGACACCACUUCAGGAGAGCCGUGUUUGCUGUGCAGAAGAACUAGUUAGCUUAAUUCUCCUCAGUGUCUUCAUUCAACAAGAAUGACUUACCUUUAGGUUGCUUACAGAUUUGUCUUUAAGUUUUAUUUAGGCAAGGGAAUAUAUUACUUCGACAAUCGCACAGUGUUUGCUACCUUUGCAGUAUGUCAUCACCAUGUUAGCAUUAUUUUUGCAUCCUGCGUGGUUGUGUAUCCUUACUUUGUCUGUUUAGCGUCUGGUGACAUGCUGUUCGCGUGCUUCAUCAUUCUCAUUGUCAUGAUACGUCAUAUACUUACAAAGUGAUUUUACUUACAAGCUCCUUGUUUGACUGAAAAAUGAUUUGUGAGUGGCGUUACAUGUACAAAAUAGCGCAAAUUGAGUACGCCUCUUGUAUAUGGUCUCCACAUCAAAAUUACCUCAUCGAACUCCUGGAGAGCAUCCAGAAUAGAGCGAGCCGUUUCAUUUCCAAAAAUUAUAGUAACCA
This is a messenger RNA of Dermacentor albipictus, 3691 nucleotides long. RefSeq names its product salivary anticoagulant protein P23-like. The record is from RefSeq and is a predicted model, not a curated record. NCBI's taxonomy places the organism in Eukaryota, Metazoa, Arthropoda, Arachnida, Ixodida, Ixodidae.